Anthostomella pinea is the source of this 1824-nucleotide messenger RNA. The record is from the annotation of a GenBank genome assembly. NCBI's taxonomy places the organism in Eukaryota, Fungi, Ascomycota, Sordariomycetes, Xylariales, Xylariaceae.
AUGUGGUCUUUGUCUCUUUUCGCCGCGUUGCUCAGCGGCAUCUGCGUUGCGACCGCAGACCAAUGCGUACUCGACGUGAAAGACAAUGUCACGUACGUGGGCAUCAGUCGCAACGGAGUCGAGCUUUUUCUCAAUAUUCCCUUUGGCCAAGAUACUGGUGGUGCCAAUCGGUUCAAGCCACCCAGGCCCUACACACCUACCCCCGGAAGCUUCGUCAAUGCACAAUCGUACGGUCCGGCUUGUCCCCAGGAGAGGACACUAGCCGAUCCUCCGUUCCAGUUAUCGAAUACUACGAAUAUCUCCGAGAACUGCCUGAACCUGAAUGUGGCGCGACCAAACGGCACCUCUGAUCAGGAUCGAUUGCCUGUCAUGCUGUACAUCUUUGGUGGAGGUUUCGUGAGUAGUAAUCCAAAGCUCGGAUUCUUGUUCUAUUCAGGCUGCAUCCACGGAGCGAACGAAACUAUCUACCUGAAGUAUCAGUCGCUGACACACGAGGUACAGAUCGAAGGGAAGAACAGCGAGAAGCGAAUCGCGCCCGACGGUUUGAUCCUUGAGUCGGUCGAGAAUGGCCUGCCAGUCAUUCACGUGGGCAUCAACUACCGACUUGGCUUCUUUGGAUUCGCGCAGUCAGCUGCCCUGGAGACAGAAGGCUCCGAGAACGCCGGGUUGAGGGAUCAACGUCUAGCCAUCGAGUGGGUUAGGGAUCAUAUCGAGCACUUUGGCGGUGACCCGAACAUGAUUACCAUAUUUGGGCAGUCUUCGGGAGGAUUGGCUGUGGGAAUGCAAAUCCUGGCUUAUGGUGCGGACCGCCCGGUACCUUUCCAGCGAGCGAUCUGCGAAAGCCAAGCUCUCGAGCCCGGGAUUACGGGCAACUUUAGUAUUGAUGCCAUGGAGCUCGUCGUCGACUACGUCGGCUGCAACACGACCGACUUGCAUUCAGAGGAGACCAUCGGUUGCCUACGGGACUUCGACAUGGAGACACUCCUCAAUGCAUCGCUGGCCACGUACUUGGGAGAUGUCGCACAUAACAUUGGCGAUAUCUGGCUCCCAGUCGUUGACGGUGACUUCGUUCCUGCUGCUCCCUCGCAGCUCAUCAAGGAAGGGAGGUUCGGGAACGUGACCACGAUGAUCGGCUGGUGCCAAGACGACCUGGCCUAUUUCACCGACACUAACAUUACGACUGCGCAGCAAACUCACGACUUUGUUGAGGCCUACGUUCCUACUAUGACUAGCGACAACGUCGACAAGCUUCUGGCGCUGUACCCGAUUGCGGACUUUCCGGCCAAUGAGGCGGCGAACAAGUCGUCGGAGUUCUACAGAACGGCUAGGAUUUGGCGGGACAUACUUAUGACCUGCCAACCGAUGUGGUUCGCCGAGAACAUAGCCAGGCUAGGAAACGACGUCUACCUGUAUGACUGGAACCAAACCAUCCUGGACGACAUAUUCAAGAACCUCUACAACGAGACCGGCUUCGGCGUCGUCCACGGAUCCGAGAUAUCCUACAUAUUCGGAAACCUCACGCCCUACACGCCGUACUUCGACCCUCCCGCGGAGGAUUACGCCCUGGCGUCUCGAGGAUCGCGGUCAUGGUCCACAUUCGCCAGCACGGGGAAGCCCGGCUUGGAGGGCCACGACACGUUCCAGGGGUUCACGCCAGCCUUUUCCGCAGACGGUGAGGUAUCGGUCUUUGUCGUUGGCGGUCCGGACGAGGGGUUGUCCGCUAUUGAUGGGCCGAACGCGAAGGUGGCGAUAACGCAGCAGAAGUUACGGGAGCGGUGUGCAUUCUUGAAUUUGGAUGAACUCAUUGACCAGCUGAGAUACUAG